CAACUACACAUUAUAUGAUGUUUUUCCUUUUGAAUUUCAUUCUUUUUUGAAAAUGUACAGUAAAUUCAAAUCAGAUGAUUGCAACAUGCUCCAAGAAAUUUGAGACGGGGCAAUUUAAGACUAAUAACUAUUUGAUUAGUUGAAAUAACAAGGCAAUGUGAAACGGGAGAUGUUAAACAGGUGAGGCAAUCGUGUCAAAGUAUAUAAGGAGCCUCCAAAAACAGCCUAGUCCUUCAAGAGCAAGGAUCGUUCAAGACUUGUCAAUUUGUCAACAGAUGCUUCAGCAAAUAAUCCAGCACUUUGAGAACAAUGUUCCCCAAAUACAAAUUGGAAGAAUUUGGGGCAUUUCACCCUCUACAGUGCACAAUAUAGUUAAAAGAUUCAAGGAAUCUGGUCAAAUCUCUGUGUGUAAAGGGCAAGACGAAAACCACUUCUGAAUGCGCGUGAUCUCUGAUCCCUCAGAUGUCACUGUUUUAAAAAACAUAAUUCAUCUGUAAUGUAUAUCAUGAACAGGGGCUUGGGAUAACUUUAGUAAACCUUUGUUAGUCAACACCACUUGCUGCUGCAUCCACAGAUGCAAGUUCAGACUUUACUAUACAAAGGAGAAGCCAUACAUCAACACUGUCCAGAAGCGCUGCCGACUUCUCUGGACUCGGUCUCAUCUUAGAUGAAAGUAGAACAGUGGAACUGUGUUUUUUGGUCCGAUGAGUCCACAUUUCAAAAUGUUUUUAAAAAACACAACCGUCGUGUUCUCCGAGUCAAAGAGGAAAAGGGCCAUCCAAGCUGUUAUUAGCGUCAGGUCCAACAGCCAGUGUCUGUAUGGGCCAGGGGUGUGUCAGUGCCCAUGGCAUGGGUAACUCGCACAUCUGUGAGAACACCAUGAAUGCAGACAGAUAUGUAAACAUUUUGGAGCAACAUAUACUGCAAUCCAGCACCAUCUUUUCCAGGGACAUCCCUGCAUUUUCCAGCAGGACAAUUUCAAACCACAUACUGCCCGGAUUUCAAGUGCAUGGCUGUGUAAACAGAGAGUGUGGGUGCUGGACUGGCCUGCCUGCAGUCCUGACCUGUCUUGAAUUGAGAAUGUGUGACGCAUUUUGAAGUGCACAAUAUGGCAAUGAAGACUCCGUACAAUUGUGCAGCUGAAGACCUGCAGAAUGGAUGAAUGGGUGAAAAAUUACACUUUAUAAACUUAACAACUUUGUGUCUUCAGUGCCCAAAUGCUUAAUAGGUGUUAUUAGAAGAAAUGGUGAUGUUUCAUAGUGGUAAACACUCGACUGCCACAAUGAUUUUUGUGUGUUGCAAUCAUCUGAUUUGAAAUUACUGUACAUUAAAAAAAAAAAAAAAAAAAAAAUAGUAAAUAAUAAAAAAAAAAACAGGUUAAAACAUCAUAUAAUGUGUAGUUGUGGUGCUUUCAAUAUAGCAAAGGGUGAAUAUAAUUUACAAAUCACUCCUUUUUGUUUUUAAUUAGCAUUUUUCAUACUGUCCCAACUUUUUUGGAAUUGGGGUUGUAUAAACAGAUGUUUUUAUGAUCAAAGCACAUUUCAUACUGUUGUCAUACUGAUUCUUUUAUUCUCAGUAUUGCCUUAAUGUAUAUGCUUUACAUUCUACUUUUUUUUUUUUUUUUUUUUUUAAAGAAGUGAUCAACAAUGUUAAUGAUUACUUCAUGUGUAUUCUCACAGUAUAUUGAAUACUGUGAGAAUACACAAGAAUUUAAACUUGAACAUCUAACUUAAUUGAAACUGCCACAGAUGACAAAUUAGUGGUUGGCGCUGCCACUGAUGAAUGCAAAAAUAAAUUCAUAAAUAAAAUCACAAUGAAGUUAACACACUUUUGGGCAGUACAGCACUUUUAUUAUUAUUCAUUCAUUUGAGAAACUACAUAAAGCUUAUUUUAGAGAUUACACAUUUUUCCUUUUGUAAUGUGUCAUGUUUAGUAAAUGUUGACACCUCUACUAAGUAACUGUGUAUAAAUGAUGUUGCAACAUUGUUCUCUGUCAUAACUGUUUUGGUAAUAAAACGCCCUUACAUUUUAACCAGCAUGUGUAAUCUCACAUAAAGUGCGAGUGGAGUUUGAUCCUUUUGAUGAGAGACUCUACAAUUUUGAAAGCACCGAGCCUCUUUAAAUGAAGAGAUCAUACAAUAUUGUUUGAAUGGACCAUACAAAAGCAUAAAGUCUUUUAUAUCCUUGACUGACCCAUUAUACAGUGACACACUUGAGAAAAUCAUUGACCUUUGACUUCAUGGCUGUCACCGAGCAUCACAAUGUUUCUCCAUCCCCCACCACCGAGGGAACAUCACCACCGACAACUCUGGCCAUCACAGAUAUAGUGGUGCUUGUCAUCUACUUUCUCUUGGUCCUGGCCGUGGGCUUGUGGUCAAUGUGGAAGACCAAGAGGAGUACAGUGGAUGGAUAUUUCCUGGCAGGCAAAAACAUGACUUGGUGGCCGGUGGGCGCCUCUCUUUUUGCCAGUAAUGUGGGCAGUGGUCACUUCAUUGGGCUCGCAGGCUCUGGGGCGGCAGCUGGUAUCGGUGCAGCUGCUUAUGAAUGGAACGGCAUGCUGAUGGUGCUGCUUUUGGGCUGGUUAUUUUUGCCUAUCUACAUUGCAGCAAGGGUCACAACAAUGCCAGAGUAUUUACAGAAAAGAUUUGGCGGCAAAAGAAUACAGUUAUUCCUUUGUGUUUUGUAUCUGUUUAUCUACAUCUUCACAAAAAUAUCAGUGGACAUGUAUGCAGGAGCUGUGUUCAUUCAGCAGGCACUGCAGUGGAAUAUCUAUCUCGCUGUGGUCUUGCUUCUGGGCAUCACUGCUCUCUACACAAUUGCAGGUGGUCUUGCAGCAGUGAUCUACACCGAUGCAGUUCAGACUCUAAUCAUGAUCAUAGGAGCUCUGAUCCUCAUGGGCUUCAGUUUUGCAGAGGUGGGGGGAUUUCAGGCUGUCCUGCACAAGUAUCCUCAAGCCAUUCCCUCCAUCCGAGUCCCAAACACGACCUGUGGAAUCCCCCGUGAUGAUGCCUUUCACAUAUUCCGUCACCCAGUAACUUCUGACCUGCCCUGGCCGGGAGUAAUCCUGGGCAUGUCCAUCCCUUCCAUGUGGUACUGGUGUUCUGACCAGGUUAUAGUACAGCGUUCACUGGCGGCCAAGAACAUUCUUCAUGCUAAAGGAGGCUCUCUGCUUGCUGCUUACCUAAAAGUUCUUCCUUUCUUCAUGAUGGUGCUGCCAGGCAUGAUAAGCAGGAUACUUUACCCAGAUGAGGUGGGUUGUGGAGACCCUGAUGUGUGUAAACAGGUGUGUGGGAAUCCAGUGGGCUGCUCGGACACUGCUUAUGCCAAGCUGGUCAUGGAACUCCUUCCUGCAGGUUUGAGGGGUUUGAUGAUGGCUGUUAUGCUGGCUGCACUCAUGUCCUCCUUGACUUCCAUCUUCAACAGUUCCAGCACUAUUUUCACCAUGGAUCUCUGGAGGAACAUUCGUCGCACGGCCUCAGAAUGGGAGCUCAUGAUUGUGGGGAGAGUGUUUGUGUUGGUGUUAGUGGUGGUGUCAGUGUUAUGGAUUCCUCUGGUUCAGGCCAGUCAGGGUGGGCAGCUCUUCAUCUACAUCCAGUCCAUCAGUAUGUACCUGCAGCCCCCCAUAACUGUCGUCUUCCUCACAGGCUGCUUCUGGAAACGGACCAAUGAAAAGGGUGCAUUCUGGGGUUUGAUGCUGGGCAUGCUGGUGGGGUGUAUACGGAUGAUUCUGGAUUUUGUCUACCCCACUCCACUCUGCUACGAGAAUGACACCCGGCCUGAAAUCAUCAAAUAUGUUCAUUAUUUAUACUUCUCCAUCAUUCUCUCUCUCAUUACACUUAUCGUGGUGGUGUGUGUUAGUCUGGCUACAGAAAAGCCCAAACCUGAGCAGAUCAGUCGAUUGACGUGGUACACACGUUUUGAUCCUGUGGAAAAGAGUGAAGAGACUGUGAUUGCAGAUGUCUUCACAAUUGAGAAUGCAACGCAGAACACAAAAGAAAUAGAAAGUGAUGCAUAUCAAAUGAAAGAAGACUCCCAUAGUUCUGAGUCCAGUGAGAAGAGUUCAUCUAAACUGAAAUCUGCUCUGUUCUGGAUCUGUGGAAUGGAGAAGAACACCACAGGACAGAAACACACAUCUCCCCCUCCAGAGGUCCCGGUGUGUUCCCUUGAGGAAGACCCCUGCUUGAGUCACCUGGUAAACGGCAACCUCAUCGUCUGUCUGUCGGUGGCUGUGUUUCUCAUUGCUUAUUGGGCAUAGUCAGUUAUCCUUGAAUAUGCAUUAUGUAUAUUGAGUUGUACUAAUGCAAACCUUUAUAGAGUAUAUAAUUAUUCUUAUUUAUUUAUAAACAAUCAGUUUCUAUUUUUUGAUAAAGUAACUGUAAUAUGUGACAUCAUAACACAGUAUGUUUAAAUUUAAGGGUCACAGAAGCGGUAUAUAAAAUGGUCAUGAUAAAUGUAUUAUAACUUUUACUUCCACAAAAAAACUUUACUACGAUUGUAAGUGGACCUCAGGGGAAAAAUGUGUAAAUGUAUGACCCCUUUAACCCUUGUGCACUGUUCACUUUAGACUCACACUUGUAUUGUUUGCGGUCAAAUUUGAACAAAAAGCAUAAACAUGUAUUUUUAUUUUUAUGAAAGAUAUUUAAGAACACUAACUUCAAUAAAGUAAAAACACUAAAGUUGUGCACUUUGGGGGGAAUUUUAUGCUAUUUAGACCUUAUUUAUCUUUAGAUUUCUUAAUUACACCAUUAACUUGAAUAUGCAAAUAAGCAAAUUUAUGUUAACUACGGUAAAAACCUACACUUCUAUAAGUUGAAACAAAGAAAAUAUGAGAAUGUGUCAUGUAUUUGGGACAGAUUGCUGCCAGCUGGUGCAAAAAAGAACAAUUACAUGCUUGAAAACCAUGUCAUGACAAAAAUAACCAAUAAAUGGCUUAGAGAUCCACUAAUUCUUUCCUGGUUAUAACUAGAUGAAUUUGUGUUUUGUGAGUGUGUUCUGCAUGUGUUAUGGUCUCACCCAUUCAUUUGUGUGUGUUCUGCAUUGUGGUUGAAUUAUUGAUUUUAUUUUACAAAUUCCAAAACAAAAACUGCUCCAUGUUCUAGUCUCACCCAUUCGUUCGUAUGUGUGUGUUCAGAAUUGUGGAUGUGUAAUAGUCUCACUCCUUCAUUUCUGAUUCAAAAAAAAAAAAAAAAAAAAAAAAUAUUGCUCUGGGUUAUAGUCUCACCCAUUCAUUUCCUAUGGUCGGUCGAAUUUGACAACAAACAAAACAAGUGUCGCUUUUUUGUCAAGCAGCCUAAGCUCCUUGAAUACAGUCCAAAAUUUCUUUGUAUGUUGAGAAAGCAAAUGUAGGAAAAAAUAAGCAAACCUCGGCCCACUCAGAUGAAGUAUACAAUUUUUAAUUAAAAAAUGACCGAACAGUGCAUAAGGGUUCAAUUCAAAGUGGUGACUGCUUCCUUGAUAUUUAUGUUCUUUCAGAACUGAAUGUGUUUAAAAAUUAAAAACACUUUUGAAUUCU
Myxocyprinus asiaticus (Chinese sucker) is the source of this 5512-nucleotide messenger RNA. RefSeq names its product sodium/myo-inositol cotransporter 2-like. Gene Ontology annotation, biological process: transmembrane transport. The transcript has 16 exons. Lineage: Eukaryota; Metazoa; Chordata; Actinopteri; Cypriniformes; Catostomidae. The coding region runs from base 2240 to 4255 and encodes 671 amino acids. The record is from RefSeq and is a predicted model, not a curated record. Gene Ontology annotation, cellular component: plasma membrane. Gene Ontology annotation, molecular function: D-glucose:sodium symporter activity.